AUGCCUCUGGCUGGUUUAAUGUUUGGCUCGGAUGCUUCGGCAAGGCUCGAGGACAUGCUCAUAUGUCGAGGCAUAACCGUAUGGUUCCAUUGGCUCCCAGUGAUCUACGUUGGAGGGCUUGACAGCGAGUCGCCAUUCAUUGAUGUCAACUCUUGCGAAAUGCUCAAGGAUCGAGACUUUCGAAACGCUUUCUCCGACGCCUAUACCAGGAAAUUCACUACCAACGGCCAGAUGUUUACUAUUUGGGCGAAGGACCCCGGCGAAGUCCCCAACUGGCAUCUCUUGAACUUCGUUUCAUGUACCUCGACGACAACGACUAAAACUGGAUGGUUGCGAUGGCCGCAGCAAAGACAGGGGGAAGAACUGAGCAGGACUAAACGACCUACUCUCUUACUGCGUCCCGGAUUGGUGGGUCUUCGGGUUGGAAGGGCCCGGCCGGCCGACGACUACCGGCCCUCGCCUCAAUCCGAGGUUCUCAUCUGA
Colletotrichum higginsianum IMI 349063 is the source of this 483-nucleotide messenger RNA. RefSeq lists its product as uncharacterized. Lineage: Eukaryota; Fungi; Ascomycota; Sordariomycetes; Glomerellales; Glomerellaceae. The transcript is spliced from 2 exons. The coding region runs from base 1 to 483 and encodes 160 amino acids. The record is from RefSeq and is a predicted model, not a curated record.